GUCACUUUGACAGCUCACAUGCCUAUUGUGAAUCAAAUGGCAACUCCACUGUGACAGCUGCUACAUAGCCUUCUUUUUUAAUAUCCGGUUCACGCAAUUGUUGCUGAUUCGUCUUUAUUUGCUGCAAAAUGGCUCCCAGGAAGGCUAAAGUUCAGAAAGAGGAAGUGCAGGUCUCGCUGGGACCGCAGGUGCGCGAUGGCGAGAACGUUUUCGGCGUUGCCCACAUCUAUGCCAGCUUCAACGACACUUUCGUGCACGUUACCGACUUGUCCGGUCGUGAAACCAUCGCACGUGUCACUGGCGGCAUGAAGGUCAAGGCUGAUCGUGAUGAGGCUUCCCCCUACGCCGCCAUGUUGGCCGCUCAGGAUGUGGCUGAAAGGUGCAAGGUUCUUGGCAUUACUGCUCUGCACAUCAAGUUGCGUGCUACGGGCGGCAACAAGACCAAGACCCCUGGACCCGGUGCCCAAUCUGCACUGCGUGCUUUGGCACGUUCAUCGAUGAAAAUCGGUCGCAUUGAGGAUGUCACGCCCAUUCCAUCCGAUUCUACACGCAGGAAGGGAGGUCGUCGUGGUCGCCGUCUGUAAAUUUGGCAACAUACAUGCACAAAAAAUGCAUAUUAUGUUCAUGUACUUGUAUGUUUCUAAUUGAUGAAUACAUUGUAAUAAACCUAAAACACGGAUGUCAAUGCGACUUAUAAG
This is a messenger RNA of Drosophila montana, 698 nucleotides long. Its product is annotated as small ribosomal subunit protein uS11A-like. NCBI's taxonomy places the organism in Eukaryota, Metazoa, Arthropoda, Insecta, Diptera, Drosophilidae. Gene Ontology annotation, biological process: translation; ribosomal small subunit assembly. The record is from RefSeq and is a predicted model, not a curated record. Gene Ontology annotation, cellular component: cytosolic small ribosomal subunit; ribosome. The coding region runs from base 129 to 584 and encodes 151 amino acids. The transcript has 3 exons. Gene Ontology annotation, molecular function: structural constituent of ribosome.